This is a messenger RNA of Drosophila bipectinata, 1637 nucleotides long. RefSeq lists its product as uncharacterized. Gene Ontology annotation, cellular component: nucleus. Gene Ontology annotation, molecular function: protein binding. The record is from RefSeq and is a predicted model, not a curated record. NCBI's taxonomy places the organism in Eukaryota, Metazoa, Arthropoda, Insecta, Diptera, Drosophilidae.
UAGACCAGCCUUGGCAACAUCAAGGCACAUAUGGUGGUAACUCUAAAACAUAUAAAUAGAUUCUGUGUGCAAAAAAUCGGUAUUUAUGGAAUAAAGAAGUAAAUAAUAAUACAAAAGUUAACCGAAUAGAGCGCGGCAGCAGCGGCGCCCCACCAGAAUGUCAAAGUCAAGUGCAGCACGCUGGGUAAAGUUCUUCAAUGCGGCCGGCAUACCAUCGCCAGCCGCUGCCGGCUAUGCGCACAUCUUCGUGGAGAACCGAAUCCAGGACGACAUGCUACUGGACAUCAACAAGGAGUAUUUGCGGGAGAUGGGAAUUACCCUUAUGGGUGACAUAAUCGCCAUCCUACGGCACUCAAAGAACGUCUGCGAGCAGAAUGCUCGCGACCAAGUCCUGACCACCGACGUAGCCCAUAAUGCUGUGGUGUCCGGCCCAGUAACGCCGAAAGUAAAAACAUCGACACCCUUAAGUGCUACGGCCAAAUCUAAAACAUCGCCGCCAGCUAAGCCGGCGCGGCGUGUUUUGCCGGAGCAUGAAGGCAAAUACAAGAUUACUCUUCCUUCGGGCACCACAGAACGCAGCAAAGAGAUCCUGGCCAAGCGGGAAAAACUGUACUCGGACCGUGUGAGCAGCUCUAAGAAGUCCGAUAUAUUCUCACGACUACACAAGCCUUCCAAAGAGGACGAAGCCCAGGAAGGCAUCGUCUCCAGUUCCGGCGAGAGCAGCGUUCGCGUUCACAUAACCGGAGUAAACAAAUUGGUCGAUGCAUCCAGCAAUAAUUCGGUAUUUGCUCGUCUGGGUGGCAAGCAAUCAAAGCUGCCGGCGGAGGCUAAUCUUACCAAGGAGAUCAAGUCAAUACUAAAGAACACCCAGCGAUCUGGUGUUACCAAGAACUCGUCCAUCGUUAAGGCAAAGAACGUUGCCGCUUCUAGCACAAAGACACAACAGAAGGUAAUGCUUGUGCACAAGGUUCCGCUAAAGCGGGGAGACGAUGAGGACGACAGCAUGGACGAAGAUCGGAGUGACGGCGAGGAUUAUAUUUCCAGCGGGGAUAGCGAUGAGAUGGAUAUGGCGGUGGGUGAGAAGAUUGUGAAGUUUGCCUCUACAGCGGAAGUGCGGGAGAUCGCUCCCGAGACGUCCUACAAAGCAAGACAUGGAAAGAAUCUGGCAAACAACAUCAAAACUAGGCUAGGAUUGGUAUCCAAACUUCAUGCUACCAAGAAGACUUAUAAUUUGAAGGCAUCUCCUACGAAGAAAGGGACACAGGCUCGCUUUAGUCCCGUCAAGGGAAAAUCCAUUCGAAUGCGCAGCGAAGAGCUGUUCAACAGACAUGACAACUUGCCCGUGCACAGGAGGCUUGGCAAUAACUCCAGCUCAGCUCCUUCUCGGGCUCCACCAGCACCGCCCAAUCGUCAGCAGCGGCCAGAGCAACAAUAUAAGAAAUAUACCGGCCCCCGACGGCACAACAGCAUGAACGCUGGCCAUACCAAGCCCCGCGGCGCAUCUGGGUCUGUUUUCGACCGUUUGGGCUUCAAUAACUCUAUGUAAAAUACCUAUAAGUGACGUGUCCCCUUAAAUUGUGUUAAGUUCAAUGCUAUUAAUUAAUUUUGCGAGUAAAUGUUUGAAUUGACUUAGAGAA